AUGGAGUUGUUUUUGAUCCAGAGACUUGUACUACGAUUCUUGCUUUUUGUGCGGAUCAUGAAGAUUUUCUACUUGGAUUACAACUGCAUUCUCUUAUAUAGUGGGACGAAUGUUCCCUACGUUUUUGUCCCUUCGAAGCAAGCACUUGGCCGAGCCUGUGGUGUCACAAGACCUGUCAUUGCGUGUUCUGUGACUUCCAAUGAGGGAAGUCAAUUGAAGUCGCAAAUACAACAGCUCAAGGAUGCCAUUGAGAAACUCCUUAUCUAA
Prunus armeniaca (apricot) is the source of this 267-nucleotide messenger RNA. NCBI's taxonomy places the organism in Eukaryota, Viridiplantae, Streptophyta, Magnoliopsida, Rosales, Rosaceae. The record is from the annotation of a GenBank genome assembly.